Daldinia childiae is the source of this 957-nucleotide messenger RNA. RefSeq names its product Isoflavone reductase like protein. The record is from RefSeq and is a predicted model, not a curated record. The transcript is spliced from 2 exons. The coding region runs from base 1 to 957 and encodes 318 amino acids. NCBI's taxonomy places the organism in Eukaryota, Fungi, Ascomycota, Sordariomycetes, Xylariales, Hypoxylaceae. Gene Ontology annotation, molecular function: oxidoreductase activity.
AUGGCGAACCAACUUCCAUCUAAUAUAUUAAUCAUUGGGGCAACAGGUACUAUUGGUAAAUACAUUACCGAGGCUAUACUCUCAGCCGUCCCCCAUGUUGGUCGUCAAGUUUCCAUCUUCACGUCACCUGCCACAGCAUCCAAUCCAGACAAGGAGACCAUACUAUCAUCAUGGAAGUCUCGGGGGUUAUCGGUCAUCACAGGCAAUCUUAACAACGUUGAUGAUGUUCGAAACGCCUACAAUGGCAUAGAUACAGUUGUCUCAUGCCUGGGAAGAAAUGCACUAGCUAGUCAAAUUGAACUGCUAAAGCUUGCGGAAGAGACCAACGUGCAGUGGUUUUUCCCUAGCGAAUAUGGCACGGAUAUCGAAUACGAUGCCUCUAGUAAAAAUGAAAAGCCGCACCAGAACAAGCUUAGGGUACGAGAAUUUAUCCGUGAGAAUUUGAAGAAGGUCAAGUGCACUUAUGUUGUAACUGGUCCGUACAUCGAGAUGUAUUUGGUACUUGCACCAGUAGCCAAAGAGGCCGGAGGUUAUGAUACCAAGUCGAAGAAGGCUGUGGUCAUUGGAAGUGGAGAUGGCAAGGUUGGCUUCACAAGCAUGCCCGACGUUGGUAAGCUAGUGGUUGCAGCUCUCCGGCACCCCGAAGUAUCGACGGGGAAAGUCCUCAAAGUCCAAUCGUUUGUUACGACACCGAACGAUAUCGUGGCAGAAUUUGAGAAGCAGACUGGGUCAAAGUGGACGGUCGACCAUACACCAAAUCAGAAGCUUCGCGAGAUGGAGAAUGAAAAGUGGAAUGCCAACGAUCCGAUUGCAACGCUGUACACGCUGAAACGUAUCUGGGCUGAAGGCGGUACACUAUAUGACAAGACUGAUAAUGAGAUAUUAGGUCUUACAUCGGGAGACAUGGAACCAUUAAGCGCUGUUGUAGAGAGGGCUAUCGGCGGGAAAGGAUAUUGA